This is a messenger RNA of Cynara cardunculus var. scolymus (artichoke), 867 nucleotides long. RefSeq lists its product as uncharacterized. Lineage: Eukaryota; Viridiplantae; Streptophyta; Magnoliopsida; Asterales; Asteraceae. The transcript is spliced from 4 exons. The record is from RefSeq and is a predicted model, not a curated record. The coding region runs from base 1 to 867 and encodes 288 amino acids.
AUGGAUUUCAUGAGUUUCACGAAGGGGAACACUAAACAAUCAGGAUCUGGAGGCGGAUCACAGGAUGGACUACCUUGGGCUGUGAAGAAGAUCAAACUCCCGGAGUUCUGUGGAUUCAAUCCCAGGGGUGGAUUCAAAAAGCCAACCUCUACUUCGAAAUUAAUGUUUCACGGUGAGCUGCUCCAACGUUUUAGUGGUUUGGAAAUUCAAAAUCCAUAUGAACAAUUAUCAACGAUCAAACAAGGGGCAUCAAUUUAUGAUUAUAUCGAUGACUUUGAGUAUUUGAUAUCGUUGGUUUCCAAACUACCGGAAUCGCAGUCGUUAGGGUAUUUUAUUGUUGGAUUGAAAGAUGAGGUCAAGCGUUGGAAACUAGGGUGUUACAAUAAGUGUCCGGAGGGUCAGCUUCGCAUUUUGUUAUUGGGCGACGAUGAAUCAGGCGACGAGGAUGGGUUGAUUACCAACCUCGAAGCUGACAUAUAUUCGGCAUCCCCACCUGAGGAUGCAAAUUCCGCAAGUUUGUGUUUGGCACUUGAAUUUCUCGGGGUUUUGGCUGAAUAUCCCCAUAUUCAGAAAUCUGAGAUCAAAAGACAAGUUCAAGAGCUAUUAAAAUUGGCAAUGAUUCGGCCGAGUAAGAGUUCUUUUUCGAGUCCAGUCAUCCUUGUCCGCAUGAAGGAUAACUCUUGGCGUAUGUGUGUCGAUUAUAGAGCCCUUAACAAGAUGACUAUUCCGGAUAAAUUCCCAAUUCCAGUGGUUGAGGAACUAAUUGAUGAGCUUAAGGGAACCAAAUUCUUUUCCAAAUUGGAUUUCAAAUCCGGCUACAAUCAAAUCCGGCUACAAUCAAAUCCGAAUGGAGCCGACGAGUAUUGA